Molecule: messenger RNA, 1158 nt
Organism: Wickerhamiella sorbophila
Lineage: Eukaryota; Fungi; Ascomycota; Dipodascomycetes; Dipodascales; Trichomonascaceae
Product: V-type proton ATPase subunit C
Exons: 1
Coding region: 1-1158 (385 amino acids)
Biological process (GO): proton transmembrane transport
Cellular component (GO): vacuolar proton-transporting V-type ATPase, V1 domain
Molecular function (GO): proton-transporting ATPase activity, rotational mechanism
Source: RefSeq, a predicted model, not a curated record
AUGACAUCGCUGGUAGUACUGUCUUUGCCGCCCAAUGCAGCAGUUGACAGCCAUGGAAAGCCACAGGAGUGGUUAAAUGAUUGGCUGGAGACCAACAUUGGAGUAAAGCAUGGCAUUGAUUCAGUUUCGUUGCCGGACUUCAAGAUUGGCACUCUAGACAACCUGGUUCACCAGUCAGAAGAGGUCGCAAAGUUGGACCAGCAGUUGCAGGGUAUUGUUAAUAAAGUCCACGAAAUCAUUAUGGGGAUCCACGGUAAUAAGACCGACGCAGUUGCUCGCGCAGAGCUUGUGGAUGGUAGCACCGCCUGGGAGUACCUUCAACGGUUUUCUUGGAACUCGGGCAAAUACCGCACAGAAAAGCCCGUUUCUCAGUUGUUAGAGCUCAUUUCAACUGAGGCGUUCAGCGCCGAUACAGAUUUGCGCCAGCGGUACGCGGCAUACACGGCUGCUAAGUCGAACCUGGCCUCGCUCGAGCGGAAACAGAGUGGAGACCUUACUGUGCGUUCCUUGGACCGAUUGGUCACCAAAAGAGACAUUGUACUCGAUUCAGAGUAUCUGCAGAGUGUCUUGGUGGUUGUGAGUGCGUCUCAGCAUAAUAACUUCUUGAAUACGUAUGAGACGGUUAGUCCCAUGGUUGUGCCCAAGUCUGCCCGCCAGAUUGUUGCCGACAAAGACUACGUUCUCUACAGUGUUACUGUUUUCCGCAAAUAUGCUGAUGAGUUCAUUGCCAAGGCACGUGAAAGCAAGUGGGUGAUUCGCGAGCUUGAUUUCUCGGAGAAUAUGGCAGCAGACGCGGACGCUGAAGUCAAGAAUGCUUCUGAGCAGGAAAGACGUCUGUUUGGCGAGAUGACCCGCCUGGCGUCUGCCGCGUACAACGACGUGAUCAAGGCUUGGGGACACGUUCGCACUUUACGUGUCUUUGUCGAGAGCGUGCUGCGUUAUGGGCUUCCUUCUGUCUUUAUUACGGCAAGUUUCGUGCCUAUGAAGAGUGUGGACAAGACCGAAUCUAUUUUGAUCGCCAAAUUUGGCUACCUGGCGGGCAGCGCCGUGGCUCGAGACAAGCAAGGACGGAUCAAAGACGAGGAUCUUGGAGAAUACGGGGCGUUGGUCGAGCAUGAUUAUAAGCCUUUUGUUAUUUAUGUUUCUGAGAUUCCCUAG